Messenger RNA from Ustilago hordei, 765 nucleotides. RefSeq lists its product as uncharacterized. Bases 1 to 765 code for a protein of 254 amino acids. Lineage: Eukaryota; Fungi; Basidiomycota; Ustilaginomycetes; Ustilaginales; Ustilaginaceae. The transcript has a single exon. The record is from RefSeq and is a predicted model, not a curated record.
AUGUCGACCAAAUUCCGCCUUCACCCAGAACCAGGCACCGAGCGAAAAGGCCACUUCCAUCUCGGCAAAGCCAUCUACAGUACCAUCCAGCAUGGCGGUUUCGGUUCCUCCCUCCUCCUAAUGCAUGUCACCCUUCCCAUCUACGGCAUUUACGUACUCCUCAAUCGAACCGGUCACUGGACGCCUGAAUUUGAACGUGGACUCGCAUUCGCCAUCUCCCUUCUCCAAGGUAUUUCCCUCGGCACAUGCAUUGCUUUGUUCAUCCUCCGCUACUCCGCCUCCGGAAAAGCCGUCAAGGGUAGACGAAUUGAGAAGACGGCAACAGACCAAGAAGAAACAAGUCAACGCCGAAUCCAAGUCAUCCUUCGCAUCUCCAUCUAUCUCUUCCUAGCUACUAUCCUCUGGGAGUAUUUGGUACACUCCAAAUACAGCCCUAUUGCCGACGAACACGCGAGAGACACUUCAAGCGGGUUCUUAACUGCCACUGGGCCACUAAGGAGGUUCUUCAACAACGAGAGCAUUCUGCCAGAGGCAGGCGAGGCGAGAGAGGGAGUAGCAGCUGUAGGCUUAAACUUUGAUCUUAGGCACAAGGCAAAAGAUUUCAAGAAGCUUGUCGAUAACUCGCCAAGGAUUAGAAUUCCGGGGACUGAAGGUGGGCUGCCGCAGAAGAGUGUUUUUCUGAGAGCGUAUGAGAAAACUUGGAGGUUCUUGACUCAAGGUCCUAGACCGGGGAUGUUUGAGAUCGGACCUAAGGUUUUGAACUAA